CUUGAACAGGUGCUUAAAAGGCAGGCUGCAUGUAGUUAUCGCAGUGACGAUAACCCAGUAAUACCCAUCUACUCGGACAUGAGAGACGUUGACCUCACCACCAUCGCUGGCGUACGAAGAUAUUUGUCUAAUACCCCUUUCGCAUCACAUACAAUAAACGCGCUGACAGGAGGCUUCACCAACUUCACAUAUAGAAUAUACCUCAACGACUCAUUCAAGGGCAGCGCAACAUUGGUGUUGAAGUAUGCAGCACCGUAUGUCGCUGCACUCGGUACGAUGGCUCUUUCUACAGAGCGCCAAAAAUUCGACGUGGAAGCCUUACGGCUCGUCCGCAAGAUGCACGCUGAUGACGAUGUCAUUACCGUUCCUAACGUCCAUCUCUUCGACGAAGAAGCCCACGUCAUGAUCAUUGACGAUUGCGGGACGGACGCUCGUACGCUGAAACAGUUGGUGAUUGACGAGGCGCUACCACAGACACUCGCCGAAGCAAUUGGUGCCGCGAUCGGUCGUUUCCUUGGGCGUGUCCAUGCCUGGAACAAAGACGCGUCUUUCGAUAUGGGUAUUUUCGGUAACAAUGAAAUGGGCAAGACGAUCUCGGCUUUGGUUACAUAUGGUCGCCUCAUAUCUACGCUUAGCGGUAGAGAUAAUAUCGCGGCUUUGGCGGAUCCCGGUCUAGAUAUCCCUGAGGAGAAACUGGCCGUUAUCUCGAAGCUAGCGGAGACCCGCAGUCAUGAAAUUGGUAGCACAACAGAGGUGUUCACACAUGGAGAUUUCUGGCCUGGGAAUAUCAUGGUAACCCUUCGGAGAGAGUCAGAGGGGGACGCGCCUGGGUUAGAGAAGCUUUAUGUGCUGGACUGGGAGGUGGCGAAGGUGGGUCUUCGGGGGCUAGACAUUGGUCAGUUCUGCGCAGAGAUGCGGCUGCUUCAGCGGUUCUAUGCAAGCCGCCAGGAGGAGACGUCCACGAUUAUUAGAUCCUUCCUCUUGGCUUAUAGAGGAGGAAGUGAGCCUGAUGAAGCGCUCACGAGGGUUGCGAUUGCACAUGUUGGAGCACAUCUGGUUGCUUGGACGCCACGGGUGCAUUGGGGAGACAAGGAAGACACUAGAAAGGCGGUUGCUGAAGGAGUUGAGUUGUUAAUUGGAGGUGCUGAAGGGACAUCAGCCUGGCUGGAGGGUAGUCUCGUUGGAAAGCUGAUGUGAAGGCAAGCUUCGUUACAAUCACAAAUAUUGUGAAAGUCACACUGUUAGCUCAUUCAAUUAGUCUACUCGGCUAUUAGUACUACACCGGCCGUGCUUAUCGUGGCAAAGAGUCUUGCUACUAGCUCAUCCUUUUAAUUUUGGCGCCAUCCAAACACUUUCAAGAUUACGACGCCCUUGUGAUCUGAGCCGUUAUGUGU
Messenger RNA from Suillus discolor, 1394 nucleotides. Its product is annotated as kinase-like domain-containing protein. Bases 79 to 1197 code for a protein of 372 amino acids. The record is from RefSeq and is a predicted model, not a curated record. The transcript is spliced from 2 exons. Lineage: Eukaryota; Fungi; Basidiomycota; Agaricomycetes; Boletales; Suillaceae.